Messenger RNA from Lolium perenne, 949 nucleotides. RefSeq lists its product as uncharacterized. The record is from RefSeq and is a predicted model, not a curated record. Lineage: Eukaryota; Viridiplantae; Streptophyta; Magnoliopsida; Poales; Poaceae.
GCGGACGGGCGAAGUUCCAUCGACUGAGGCGGUGAUGCGAGCGGACGGGGCGACCGAGUCGCGUCAUCCGCCGCCGUCUUCAUUGACCUUCACCGAGCUCCACACGGCGCUUGGCGAGGCGCAUGUGGCGGAGAUUAAGCGGCUGACCGCGCUUGUGGAGGAGGCGGCGCAGAAGAACCGGAAGCUGAUUGCCCUGGGCACAGAGGCGCAGGCAAAGGCUCUUGCCGAGGCUCGGGAAGGGUUCGUCAAGGAGUCCUUCUACCGUGAAGCCGAGUUCCGGGCGCAGCAGGCCGAAGAGGCCCGGAAAAGGGCAAAAGCGGAGGUGGCGGAAUUGACGAAGGUCCUGGAGCAGAAGGGCCGGGAGCUGGAGGACGUCAUCGCCGAAUACAAGGUGAAGCUGGAGGCCGCGACUGACGCGCGGGACUCUGCUCGUGGGGCUGCCGCGUCUCUGCGGGAGGAGGUGGCGGCCUUAAAGCAGCAGCACGCCAAAGAACUUGCUGCGGAGAAGGAGGCGUCCGAGGGCAUCGUCCUGGCGGUGCAGGCCGAGAAGACCAACUUCGAGGCGUUCGUCAGAGAGAUGUCGCGGCAGAUUCUUGGUACGUGCGACUUCGUGGAGACGGCGACUCCGCGGGAAUGCCUGUCGACCGCGACCGCGCGUAUCAUCGCCUGCGCGGGGGAGAUACUCGCCGCGCUCCGAGUACCUAAGCCCGCGGGAGGUGAUUCCGCGGGACACGCCAUCCGUCUUCAAGGCGGUGUCCAACAUUCCGGCUGUUGUUGACUGGCUUCGCCGCUCUUCCUGCCGCGUUGGCAUUACCAUGGCUCUGAGUAUGGUGCUGGCGCAUUACUCUGAAGGGUUCGACGUGGAGGAGGUCACCGCUGGCUUCCCCUCGGAGACUGGCGAGUUCGAUGUUGCCGAAGUGCUGCGGCUGAUGGAUGCGGUGCGCCCCUU